UCUAAUUUUAAUACAUGAACUCUAGCUAGAAAAGACUUCUAUUCUCAAUAAGAAAAAGUUGGUCAUAAUCCAGCGCAGUGGUUGGAAAAAGAAAGAGGAUUCAUAAAAAUACAACAGAAUCUAUACGGUGCAUUAAAUAAUUUUUAACAUCUGUUCAAAUUUAUCAAUCUUUUAGGAAUCAUUGAAGAAUUUUUUUAUAUCACUAUCGCUUUCAAUCAAUACAAGCGAGUAUAUGAAUGUUUCACGGCCAAUAACAACUGUCAAUCAAGUCAAGCAACUGAUUGAUCUACUAUCUCAAUAGCUGACAUUUUGGCACCUCUACUGAUUGGUUUCAAAUAUCCUUAAAUUAAUAACUGGAUUAAUUAAGAUUGUUACUGGAUCGCCAACGACUGGAAAUUUCCACACAAAAAAAUUUCCAAGCAAAAAAUUAUUCCACGGUCAUCGACGACUGGAAAUUCAGUCUAUAAAAUUAUUGCUAUCACAAACUAUUUAAAGUUUUUCUAACAACAGAAUGCUUCUUGACCAGCAACGUAUCCAUAUUCAGUCCAUCAACGAAUAGCAUAUUCAGUCUAACAAUUCAUUGUUCAACGAUCAAUUCAGCACAUCCAGUGUAAUAACUGGAAAUUCAGACCGACAAGUGAUUGUUCCACGAUGAUCAACUACUGGAAAUUCAAUUAAUAAACUUUUUCUUCACGAUCACAAACAGUAUGAACCACAAUCCGACAACUGAUUGCUCCUCGAUCAUCAAACGAUUGGAAAUUCUUUCUAAAUUCAGUCUAUAAAAGUUACUACCUCACGAUCAUAAACAAAAGAUAAUCUGUUCAAUAACUGAUUGUUAUUGCCCGACAAUCAGACCGACAAUCAGAGCGACUGAGAAUUUAAUUAGCCGCUCCAGCGGUCCAGGAUCAGCAGCAGCAGCACAAGCGAUGGCUCUCCUCCUCAGCAGCGACGCUCUGCGCUGGAAGCAAAACUUGCUGCUGCUCGUCACGGCCGCCGUAUUGUGGGGGCGUACACGGUGCUACGUGGUGCAGGAAAAGUUCUCAGACGGACGAUGGCAGAGCGAUGAAGGCGAGCCGUCAUGGAACGACAGCAUCAGUGAUACGGGGUGCAGGCACGGCAGGCGGCAGCAGGCAGAGGCUGGCAGAGGCUGUCACUGCUACCCAUGCUGGUCUGGCAGUGACUGCAACACAUAUGUUGACAACUACGCGCCGCGGUUCCUGGUGCACCGCGCCACGGCCGUCGUGCCUGUCAACGUCACGGGUUCGACAUACCGGGCGUGGGCCUCAGACGACGACCUGGGCCUGACGUGCCCCCUGGGCCCAGGCGAGUCUGCCCGUUGCCCGUGCGCCUCCUUCACGUACCAGCUCUUCAGCCCGUCGGGGGACCACAGGUUUGCCCUGCACCCUUCAACGGGCCUGCUGGUCAGGAGAAGACCUGCUGCCACGACGGGCGACCUGCAGGAGGGCAAGACUUACAAGUACAAACUCAUGGUCCAGAGCGUGCUGGUGCCGGGGUACUCCAAGGAGCGCCUCUACGACAUCCUCGACUUGGAGAUUUUCGUCGGUCCUGCGAACCUCCAAAAAACUCCAUGGAUUUAACCAUAUACGGACUCCAUGAACUCCAACUGAUAUAUUUAUAUACCAACGUAUACACUCAAGAUACCUAAUGAUCAUAUUGUCUAAAAAGUGACGCACUUCCUUACCCACAUAGCGAGCGGCUUACCCACAUCAUAAGUGCUUACCCACAUAACGUAGCACUGAUACGCUCCAAACUGGGUCAGGGUGACACACACACAAGCGAAAAAUGCAUUGAUUUUUUUGGACAAUGACUCACUCAUUUUACUGAUUGUGGGCUCAAAAAAUGGAUCAAAAAUGCAGUUCGCUCUCCAAUAAUAUUUUUAAAAAGCAGAAUUUCUGUGAGAAGAAACUCAAAAUUCAAUUUCUUCCAAUUUCAAACAAAUGAUACAUGCAUAUCCCAUUAUUUGCAUAUCAUAAUUGUAAAAAAGUUAUAAUGUAAAAGUAUAUACCGUUGUACGAAUAGAAAAUUAUAAUAACUUAGAUCCCCAGGGAUUAGAACUAACAAACUCUAUGUGCACUCUAUAUGUCUAUUUAUAGAUGUGAUAUAAUCAGAUUAGAAUGCGUGUCUAUUAUAAUGAAUAAUAAUAUAUAUGAUCGUUGGGACAUUAGCUUAGACGGUUCUAACACUCAGGCAAGCAAAUGGUUCUAUUGUCUAAAUAGUGACUCUUUUUUUGGCCUCAAUAAUCACUUUGGUCGGACCAAAAAUGGUCAGGAAAACCCAGCCAAGAAAGGGCAAAAAAAUGUAUAGUUGUUGGACAUUGUUACACUCAUUUCAAUGAGUGAAGGCUGCAAAUUACGAAUUUUACGGGGCUGCUAUUUUUAGCGCAUUUUCUCAUUUAUG
Messenger RNA from Hyalella azteca, 2418 nucleotides. RefSeq lists its product as uncharacterized. NCBI's taxonomy places the organism in Eukaryota, Metazoa, Arthropoda, Malacostraca, Amphipoda, Hyalellidae. The record is from RefSeq and is a predicted model, not a curated record. Bases 927 to 1598 code for a protein of 223 amino acids. The transcript has 6 exons.